AUGACAGCUGAAAGCGAGACUAUGAGUGCUGCAGAGGACCUGACUGAAUCAACAGAAAGCAAGGAAGCUUUAGACGUGAAGACUGAAAAGAAGGGAGAAGAAUCUACUCCUGAAGUGACACGAUCGGAAGGGGAUCCCGAACGCAAAGAUGAAGGCUCUAUUCCUCCCGCGAUACCGGUAGACAAGGAGAAAUAUGGUGAUUCUAGUGAGAGCAAGGUUUCGGAAGGCCAAGAGAGCAGCACUAUCGCCGCCCCCAUGCCCAACUAUCCUCAAGCCCAACCUCAGCUCCCGAACCCGUACGUCCAAUACGUUCCACCUUAUCAAGCUAUCGUAAGAGGCUUGACGGGGGACGCUGUGGGAAGCAAGGAUGAUGAUACCGGUACACCUGAGGAGGAGGAAUCCAAGGGUGGCUAUAAAGACUAUUCCAAACUCUCGGACCCCGUUCCUGACGGGAGGAAUCGGGGCGGGGUUAUGGAAGUUUUCCCAGUCAAGCUGCACAGAAUGCUAAGACAAACAGAAUAUGAAGGAAAGGCUGAUAUUGUAUCAUUCUGUCCACAUGGGAGAGCGUUCAAUAUUCACAAACCAAAAAGAUUUGAAGCAGAGAUAAUGACCAGAUACUUUCGGCAAACCCGAGUCCAAAGCUUUCAACGACAGUUAAAUUUGUACGGCUUCAAACGAAUCACUCGUGGUCCGGAUACUGGAGGCUAUUAUCAUGAGCGAUUUCUAAGAGGACGACCAGGCCUCUGCGUCAAUAUGCAGAGAGUUCGAAUCAAGGGAGUUCCAAAACAACCCGACGACCCAGAUUCGGAGCCAGAUUUCUACUCCCUUCCAACACUCCCAGAUGUAGCAAGCAAUUUUCCACAGCAUAUUCCUAUGCACCACAUGAUACCACCUCACAUGUUUACACCAUACAUGUACCCGAUGCCUGCCGGAGUUGCAGGCCCAUACACGAUUGCUCAAACUCAUCCUCCUGGACUGCAUCCGUACGCUGCUGCGCAAUUUGGAAAGAAUGGUGCUCCUCAAUCUAUGCCCCAACCGUACGGUUCUUUUCCUUUCCCGUAUCCCAUGAUGCCUCAGCAGUGCCAAGAGAAGGUCUCGCUGGAAGCUACUACCGAGGGAGGCGAAAUGAAGCCACCAGAAGCAAAGACGGAGAACGUGGACAUCGUCUUGGAUAAUACUGAUGUAUCUGAAAAGGUUGAUGUCUAG
Molecule: messenger RNA, 1206 nt
Organism: Cylindrotheca closterium
Lineage: Eukaryota; Bacillariophyta; Bacillariophyceae; Bacillariales; Bacillariaceae
Source: the annotation of a GenBank genome assembly